GCUUCCCAUGCCUGCAGCCACACGAUCCUCUCUCAUCAUAUAUCCUACACUUAGACUCCUUCCAUGUCUUUUUCAUGCGAUUCUAUUGGAUAAUCCCAUCACCACCACAACAAAACCCUUGUCCUGUUCUUCUUCAAAUUCCUCUCUCUGAAGCCCUACAGCAUUAUUUCAGCCCAAUUCUGCAAUACCCAUUUCUUGAAAUCCCCUAAAAAUGGACUGAAGCGUAAUAAACACUGGUAAUUUGAGCAGUGUGCACAAAAUUUCCACAAUGUUGCUCUCUGUUUGCUCUGCUGCUCCCAGCUCUCCUUCUCAUCUUCAGGUAUCUUUCCAUGCUGGCUCUAGAGCCUUUUAUCACUUUCAUAAGGCUAUAGAAGAUGGACGUAUCAUUGAGGACAGGCCUUUUUGCAUACGAGAUGGAAUUCAUGCACAAGAGAUAUCCUUCAGAACGCAUGGUACCAGAUUUAUGCAUUCCCUAGUUGUGGAAAGAACUGACAACUCAGGAUCUGCUGAUUCUUCAAUAUUUUCUCCUUAUCCAAACGAAUUUGAUGAUAUAGUACGUGGAUUUCCAAAUGAAGUUAUUGAUAAUCUGCCUGAGAAUUUGAGUUGCUCGGUGGGGGAGGGAAAUGGAUUGCAUUCUUUAACUGGGGAUCUAAAGUAUGUGGAGAAUUCAGAGAUAGAGCUUCCAUCUAAUGCUGGUUCUUUUGGAUCUGAGUUUCAAAGCUAUCCUGAUUCUGUUCCUCGAAGUGUGGAUAAAUUAAUAGAAUCCACAUCUUCAGAAUCUUCAGUGUUCACUGACAGGGUUAUGAGUACAAAUGAUCAGAUCCCAAUGUCAACUACUGAGUCCUUAAAUGUAAAAGAAAGUGUUGACAAUUUCUUAUCUCAAGUCACUGAAUCUUUGGACAUGUCAAUAGAUAGAGCACAAGAUGCUGUGAAGAGCUCAUACGAUUCAUUUGUAUCAUCAUAUACAGAUGCAGUUAAGAGCAUGACAGAAUCUUUCGAUAAUGCAGUUAGUGGUGUAUUUUCUUCAGCUGACAACUCCAGAGAAAGUGCUAGCAGUGAAUUUGCUGGAUUUUCGAUCCAGAUAAAGGAAAUUUUUUCCAAAACUGGAACACUAGCUACUGAUAUUCUGAGACGUGCAAUAAUCAUUGUGGAGGACUCUUUGUCCAAUGCAGCAACUUUUGUUGUCUAUUCUUAUGGAUCUGUGAAGUCCUUGCUCCCACCAGAUUUUAAGAAUGCAAUAAAUGUAUCCGAGGAGAAAGCUACAGAUAUUCUGAGGCCUUUUGGAGCUGCUAUUCAACAGAUAUACGUCAUCAUUGAAGGUUUCGAGAAAAAUAUUGGCUUGGAUCCCAGUGACCCUCUAGUUCCCUUCUUGCUUUUCCUUGGAAGUUCUGCCACUAUAGGAAUAUCGUACUGGUUUUUUACUUAUGGUGGCUACUCUGGAGAUUUGGCUCCUGAAUUAACUCUAGAAAUGCUGAAGAAUGAAGAAAAUGCCGUGCUCAUUGAUGUCCGGCCUGAGGAUCUAAGGGAGAGAGAUGGACUUCCUGAUCUUCGUCGGUCAGCUAGAUCUAAAUAUGCAAGUGUGACUCUACCUGAGCUUGAUGGUUCAUUGAGAAAGCUGCUAAAAGGUGGGAAGGACAUUGAUGAUGCGUUAAUUGCAGUUGUUAUCCGGAACCUAAAACUCGUUAAAAAUGGAUCAAAGGUUAUUGUCAUGGAUGCUAGUGGUGGUCGGUCUAAAGCUAUUGCGAGAUCCUUAAAGAAACUUGGUGUUAAGAAUUCUUACUUGGUCCAAGGUGGAUUCAAGUCGUGGGUAGGAAAGGGCCUACGAGUUAAAGAGCUCAAAUCUGAGACUGCUUUGUCUGUAUUGAAUGAGGAAGUGGAGGCAAUCCUUGAAGAUAUUAAGCCUACUCCAACACUUAUCAUUGGUUAUGGGCUGGGAAUUGUUAUAGCUGGCUUUGCAGUUCUGGAAUGGGAGAAAACUUUGCAAGUAAUUGGUCUUAUCGGUCUAGCACAGACUCUUUAUCGACGGUUUGCAUCAUAUGAGGACUCGGAGGAAUUCAAGCAUGAUGUGAGGUUGUUGCUAACUCCAGUGACAGUCGGAGUUCAAGCAGUAUCAUGGGCUGCUGGAAAAUUAGAACCGAACAAGAUUGGGCUGCCAACAUCACCAUCUUCAACAUCAGUUCAAGAUCGAGUGCUAAAGGCAGCAGCAAAGCACGAAUCACAACCUGCUGAUGCCAAUGACUCCCAAGGAUUGCCUACUGAAACUUCCAGUCCAGAUAAUGAGAAUUUAGACCUCUCAGAGGCGUAAAAACCCGAUGUCUAUAGCCUAGCAUGAAAGAAAUCUCAUUGGAUCCUUUCCUCUGAUGUAAAUGCUGCAACUGGGUUGGUACAUAAGUUCCAUGAACAAGAGUGACAGAACACAGAAAUGUACUUGUAAAUUAUAUUGUCAUUGGGCGUUUCAAUGUUUCUCUAUUGUGCAAAUUUUAGGUGAGUA
Asparagus officinalis (garden asparagus) is the source of this 2491-nucleotide messenger RNA. RefSeq lists its product as uncharacterized. Gene Ontology annotation, biological process: cellular response to calcium ion; de-etiolation; regulation of stomatal closure. Lineage: Eukaryota; Viridiplantae; Streptophyta; Magnoliopsida; Asparagales; Asparagaceae. The coding region runs from base 269 to 2305 and encodes 678 amino acids. The record is from RefSeq and is a predicted model, not a curated record. The transcript has 13 exons.